GACUGUGCUGCUGUAGUUCAUCCUCCAGCCAGUAGGUAGAGACGUGUCAUCUCUUUGGUAGGAAAACAUCCAUGAACUGAACAAGCUGAGGAAGACAAUCAAAAUGGCGCUGCUCGGACCAGGAAGACCAGCCAGUAUACUGUCAUCUGUUACUCUCCAGCUACUGCUGAAACUGACAGCAGUCUACUUUGUCUUCUAUUUCCUGUUCACUCUGGGCUUGAUCAUCAGAAAGAGCUUGGUGCUGUCUUAUCCUGCUGAUGCUCUGAUCGGUGAUGUCAGUCUGCUCUUCCUCCUGGCUGCUCUGCAGUUCCUCCAUCUAUUCUGUGGUGUGAAGGGCGACCUGACGGAGAGUGAGGGCUAUAUUCUGGCUAACCUCAUUGUGACGGCGACAGCUUUGCCGCUGAUGGUCUACUUCCUGUUGUGGCAGACGUACGUGUUGCUGGCAGACGUCAUCCUCAGCAGUGUCUUACUCGUUGUAUACAGUGUAGAUGGAUUCGUGGCUUUAAGCACUUUAGCCCGACUGGCCAGUGUCUAUUCAUGAAGAAGCCUUCUCUCCGUCUUCAUGUUGCAGCUGAGCUCGCAGCCCGUCUGCACAGAAAUCAAAGUAACUUUGUCUUUAAGACAGUUUGAAUGUUUGUAAGGUGAAAACUGUUUGUUUGGACUGUUAUAUUUUAUAACUAAAUUAGUAUAAUACUUAAAAUGUGGGGAUAGUUGUCGAAAAACCUGUUCACUUUGGUGCAGUCAGGCCUGUUUGCCAUAGAGACAUAGAAAGAUAUUUGUAUUUUAUUUAAUAUUUCCCUAUGUUCUUCUGUAUAUUUAAAUAGUUUUUUACAAGUGUUGAGGAUGAAUAUCUAUAUUUGUGUUACUAUUGCUUAUUUAUAUUAAACAUACAUUUAAUAAGUU
This is a messenger RNA of Sebastes umbrosus (honeycomb rockfish), 903 nucleotides long. RefSeq names its product transmembrane protein 80-like. Gene Ontology annotation, cellular component: ciliary transition zone. Bases 104 to 541 code for a protein of 145 amino acids. The transcript has 6 exons. Gene Ontology annotation, biological process: non-motile cilium assembly. NCBI's taxonomy places the organism in Eukaryota, Metazoa, Chordata, Actinopteri, Perciformes, Sebastidae. The record is from RefSeq and is a predicted model, not a curated record.